Larimichthys crocea (large yellow croaker) is the source of this 3527-nucleotide messenger RNA. It is a transcript of the gene insig1, whose product is annotated as insulin induced gene 1. Lineage: Eukaryota; Metazoa; Chordata; Actinopteri; Sciaenidae. The transcript has 7 exons. The record is from RefSeq and is a predicted model, not a curated record. Gene Ontology annotation, biological process: SREBP signaling pathway; SREBP-SCAP complex retention in endoplasmic reticulum; cholesterol biosynthetic process. Gene Ontology annotation, cellular component: endoplasmic reticulum; SREBP-SCAP-Insig complex. The coding region runs from base 746 to 1573 and encodes 275 amino acids.
UUUUAACUACGUCCCCCUAUGCAUGUCCUCAGGCACAGCAUGCACGUACAGAUGUAUGUUUUUGGGGUGGGUGGAGGCUUGUUAUCGCAAUGUCCUACAUACACACAAGUUCUUGCAAAACAUGUUUCCAUGUUAUUGUCGGUCCUUGAAAGACUAUGUCAUCCGGGCGUUGAACCCAAUCCAUUCACAUUAUCAUUGACUGACGUGCGGGGGGCCCCCUACGUGCAUUCCCUGCAGACCCACAUCCUCUAACCUGACCUAAAGUUCAAUAAACUUUACCAACAACAGAAAAAAAGGGUUGUCACUCAUCCCAUUCCCAAAGGCUUGCUUAUAUAAAAGGUAGCUGUGCAUGAGAUUGGGAGUAGUUUGCAUAGGUGCAGCCUGCUGGGAUAGUCACAGGACGUUGAGGAAGGGCGUUUAAGCUUGGGCUCUCCAAAGCCUCCUCCUGGUUUUUGCGCGUCUGUUCCGGACAGAGGGGGCGGUGUGGGGUGGCCACACGUCAUAUCAGCCGCCGCGCUCUGAUUGGCUGCCGAUUCUCACCCGACACAGCUGUGAUUGUUUUCUGCAGAGGAAGCUCUUGCCCCUGGUAUGAGCUGUGUGUGUGUGUGUGCCGAGGAAUGGAGCAGCACUGUAUGUGUGUGUGUGCAUGCAUGUGACGACGAUGUGAACAAACAACGUGAUUGCAGCUCUAAGCAGGAAAACAAGGAUUUUUCUUUAUUAUUAUUAUUAUUUUGAAGACGCGCGGAUGAACAGGAGUGUUGGUUUCUAUUUGGACCAGGCACUGAAGACGUCUGGAGAUCAAGCGCAAACGUGCCAAAUGCCCAGACUAGAAGACCACUGCUGGAGCUGCUCCUGUGCAUCAAGUGCUGAAACUAAGCAUUCAUCUGGAGCGAACUGGUUAGCAUCCAAAGCUGAAGAAAUGAUGUCCAUCAUCACCUCGGUGCUCAGCAAUGCAUACGGCUCUCUGCACGACGUCCGGACGGCCAACCUCAUCCGCAGGGGUCUCGUCCUCUUCACCGUCGGCGCGUCCCUCGCCCUGGUGCUCAACUUGCUGCAGAUACAAAGAAAUGUCACGCUGUUCCCCGAGGAGGUGAUGACAACUUUGUUUUCGUCCGCCUGGUGGAUCCCUCCAUGCUGCGGCACAGGAGCCGCUGUUGUCGGCCUGCUGUACCCCUGCCUCGACAGCCAUUUGGGAGAGCCGCACAAAUUCAAGCGGGAGUGGGCCAGCGUCAUGAGGUGCAUCGCGGUGUUCGUCGGUAUCAACCACGCCAGUGUUAAACUAAACAUCGACAACACCGUGCAGCUCUCCCUAACACUGGCCGCCCUGUCCUUGGGCCUGUGGUGGACAUUUGACCGGUCCAGGAGCGGCCUUGGUUUGGGCAUCACCACCGCCUUCCUAGCUACUGUGUUCACACAGCUGCUGGUCUACAAUGGAGUCUACCAGUAUACGUCUCCAGACUUCUUGUACGUACGCUCCUGGCUCCCGUGCAUAUUCUUCUCAGGUGGCGUUACCGUGGGGAACAUCGGACGGCAACUUGCAAUGGGCGGUGUCGAGAAACCCCACAUGGACUGAACGGCGGAAACCUUGAAAACCAGGAGAAGAAAACAUGGACAAGUUGUGUGGAGAACGAGAAGAAUAACAGGAGAAAAAGGACUCAUUGUUUUGACUUCAUCCUUUGUUCUCAUAACAGAGUGCGGGUCAAGGGAAGCCCCUCAUAACGUGUCAUGUCCUCUGCACCUCCUUGUGGCCAAACAACCGCUCCCUCCCACCUCUGUUGUACUCCGUGAGCAUUAAGGCUUCCUUCACACUAGACGGGAGGAUGGGGUUUGCCUUUUUUUUUCUCUUUUUGUUGUUGUUGUUUUUGAAGUGACAGAUUUUAUUUUUCACGCUGGAAGUAUGUAUCUUUCUGCAGUUGAUGGAGUGAAAGCGUGUGUGUGUGUGUGUGCGCGUGUUCUUUAGCGUGGAUGUAUCCAGAGGAAACGUGAAGGGGUGCUACGGUGUCUGUUUUUGUUUUUUUAAACCUGAAUUUAAUAUGAUGAUGAAAGGGAAAUGUUGCAUGAGUGUCUUCACUCUCGCAUAGCAAUGUAUUCAACUGCCUCGGCUGCAUCGCUGAGGCAAAAGGGGAGAUCCCAGUCGAACCAAAUUAAGUAUUUAUUUUUUACUUCCCCCAAACCAAAUGUAAUGUAUGUUCGAUAAUGAACGACACCUCCCAGUUUGAGAGAAAUAGUUUGCUGAGAGUCGCCUAUGGCCAUCAGCUCGUUAGCUUAGCUUAGCACAGAGACUGGAAGCGGGGGGAAACUGCUAGCCUGGCUUUGCCGAAGGUUACGGAAUCUGUUGUUGUUGGUUUAAUUUGAACUUUAAAAAGCUAAUCUGAAACCUAUCCACAGAUGAGCGUGGUAUGAGUCUUCUCACCUAAGUUGAUACAGCAGAGGAAUGAAGAGAGACAGGAAAUAUGUAAAGGAGUGCCAACUGCCAGUUCGCGCUGGCUGAUAUUCACUUGCGUAUAUAUGAUGACAUGUACUUCAAGUGUUCACACAUUUUGGGCGGAAACCGCAAAAGAUUUUGGUUCCUCAAUGGGAAUGAGUCGUAUUCACCUGUGAACAGUAUCGCAGUACCCGCACAAGCUUAACAUUUGACUUGCCGGAUAGCUACUCGGAGACUUUGUUUCGUCUCUUGUAAGUUUCAGACGGACAAACUAAAGAUUGUUUAAUCGGGAGGAGGGAGAAGACGUCAAAGCAAAGAAAUGCCAGCAUGCCACCUUCUUUUAGUUUGUUAUAUCAUCAGCAGAGUGACGAAGGCCGCCGCAGUGAGAAUGUACCAGGAGUAUACUACAACAACUUUCGCCAGCAUUUGUGGUUAAUGUCAAAACAGUUUGUAUAACACUUUCCAGUGAUGAUUCUUUUUUUUCUUCUCCCCCUUUGUGACCAGGUGUUAAAUGUCUUGGUAGAACAGACCUGUGAUUCCCACGGAGACGAACAUUUUUACUGUGCGACUGUACACGUUUUCCACUUCAAACUGUGUCCUUUUAAAACUUAGCGCUAGUAGUUUGGGAAUAUACGCCGGUUUGAAGGAGAGGGCAGGACAUUAUUAUUACUUAAGAUUUGCAAUCUGUGAUUGCCUGUGUAUUAUAGAAUGUAGUGCUUUUGUCACUAUAACAGUUUUUAGUUUUAUCAUUUGUACAAACAUAAUGACAUUAUUGCUUGUAUGUAUAAUGGCUUGCCUAUGUAAUCAGACAGGUAUUACCAUACUAGACCUACAGUAUGUUAGUUAGAGUUUGGGGGUCUAGAGGAUUAAGUGCAAUCAGAGUAUUCAUGAGCCGAUUAUUCUUCCUUAUUUAUUAUUUCUGACAAAGGCUUAAAAAAAAAAAAGAAAUAUAACUUGUAAGUAUAUGCAGUGUGGAUACUUCAAAAAAAAAAAGCAAUAACAUCUUUGUUUUUCUUACAUGCCUUUUAGAGUCAAUACCAAUGACUCUCACCAUAGAGAGAGACGACAUAAGAAAAUAUAUUGUGUCAAACAAAAAAAAAAA